ACCCGGGGAUGGGAUGCCGUGCUUGAUGGGAACUUAUGGGUUUGCAGUUGGGAGGAGGGAGGCAGGUUGCUAUGGUUGCUGAACAUAAGGCUGCCUCUUUUUCACUCACCCCUUUCCUAAAUCUAGACAGAUGCAGGGGGAAGGAGUUCCAAGGUGCCAGUGGUUACUCCACCCCUUUUAAGGAGAGGCCAACUCAUUCCCCUCCCCCAUUCACUGUCCCUCCUUGAGAAAGGAAGACAAGCAGUCCUGCCCGUUUCAAAGGGACAGCUCUACCUUUCACUGGGAUAUACCACUGAGGAGGGGGAGGUGUCAAAGCUGUGCAGCUAUGCCAUUUGGUGAGAUGCCAGUCCCCUGAAAGGGGUCCCAAAGCCAAAUCUAAUUCAACCUUUUUUCCCUCCCUAACCCCUCAGCAGGAAAAGCAAUCAGCCUUGGGGAUUUCUAUAUACCUCUCUCCUAAAAAGACUGAACUUCCAGAGAGAAUGAGGACUAUGCCUUAUCCUUCUCAGGGUUCCUCCUGCCACCCCACCCCCCCCUGCACCCAGCCCAGGGCCUUGCUCCCAAUGGGGGCAAACCUUUAUGUCUAUAGGCUGUUCACAGAAGAGAGGCUGCUGCCCACUGCUCUUACAGCUUUGCCCAGAAUCCUUCCCUUCCUAUGCCUCAGUCUCCUUAUCAGUAAAAUGACAGGGUUGGACUCAGUGGUCAUAGGAUACUGUUAUUAGGGCCAGAGGGGACCUCCAAACCCAGCCUCCCUCCCUUUACAGCUGAGGAGCCUGAGGCCAGAGGAGUACAAUGGGUUAUUGGGAAGAUUUGAACUCAGGCCCCAUAGUCAGUGAGCUUGCCACUGUAUGGUGCUGCAUCCUUCUAUGAGGCUUUUAAACGCCCAUGUCCCUGACUAACCAGGCUUGAUAGAACUCAAGGUCUGGAAAGGAGGUUGUUUGGUUUGGUUAGGUUUUGGGUUUUUUUUGGGGGGGGGGUUGCUGGGGAGAAGAAAGACAGGAAGUGGAAAGCUUCCUUGCGCUAGCUUAACCUGUUAGGACCAGUCUGGUCUUGGACACGGAGGGCACGGGGUAGAGGGGAGCCCAGGUUGCCAACAAUGAUACAGACCCUCCUUUAGGUCCAAGUAUUUAUUGAGUACCUCCUGUCCACCUGAAUCCAGUUCCAGUGAGACAAGAGUCUAAUGGAACAGCAACUCAAAUUUCCAUGAUGUUUCAAGGUUACAGAACACUUCUGAGCUAAGCCCUUUCCUUUCAGCAGUCUUACAUGGAAACUUGAGGCUUACCCUGCAUCAUCCAGACUUGGACUCUUACUGCCCACUGGUUCCAUUCACUGCUUUCUCAGAAGUGCUGCCCCUAGGGCUUAGGGUGAGCACUGAGUCAUUCUCUUAGACCCUAGGGGCCUUAGCCCCAGAGCCUAAGGCCAGGGAAGGUGGGAGAUGCAGGCCCCACAGCUUCCUUGAGGGGAACUUGGGGCUCUUCCAGAGUGGAGAGAGAGAAAGGGGGCAGCACUCAGUCUGAGUAGAGAAGCAGGGUUGACCCCGUAUCCCACAGAUAGGAAAACUGAAGUCCUAGCAUGUGUGGGACUCAAAGCAGAUCUGUUUGAAGGCAGAGUAGAGACAGAAAAAAGCAGGUUUCCUAUGUGUGUGAUGGUCCAAGUAUGAGAUGGUGUGAGACAGCUCCCAGCCCCUCUGCUCUGUGAUGGUCCAGGCUGAGCCCAGGUGGGGGAGGGGGGGUGGAGGGGGUCUGGAGAAGGAUUUGUCCUCUUCAAGAGACAAGGUCUUCAGUUGGUUCAGCAGAAGCUGCCUGAGCUGUUUAUCACCAGGACAGAAAGAAGUGUCGAGUGGAACAGGGAGUGCGUAUAGUGGGAACAGAAGAAUUGGAAGGCACCAUGAACUAAUCGUAAUCACCCUCUCAAGCCUCAGUUUCUUCCUCUGUAAAAUGAGGAGUUUGGACUAGGCUGCCAGAAUCCUGGGGCCAGCCCCACUUCCAAAAGCCAGAUGCGUCUUACCCGAUGCCAGGUCGCACUGGCGGCCGCCAUUACCCUCAACCUCCUUGUCUUCUUCUAUGUGUCGCGGCUCCAGCAGCAGCGCCGGCGGGGGGGCCGGGCAGUCCGGCUCCCCCGACUUCCGCACUCGGCCCCAGACUCUCGGGUCACCGUGCUCAUCCGGGAAUUUGAAGCCUUUGACAACGCUGUGCCCGAGGUGGUGGCCUCCUUCCUGCACCAUGAUCCCACCCAGCCCAUCGUUGUGGCCGCUGACACUCUCCCCUACCCGCCCUUAGCCCUGCCUGCCAUUCCUAACGUCCGGCUGGCCCUGCUUCAGCCUUCCCUCGAUCGGCCAGCUGCUGCUUCCCAGCCAGAAACUUAUGUGGACACGGAGUUUGUGGCCCUGGUGCCUGAUGGUACGAGGGCAGAGUCCCCUGGGCAGCUCCAGCGCAUGGCAGAGGAGCUGAAAAACACCCAUGCCCGACUGGUGGCUGCACCCGUGGCAACAGCAAACCCCCCCCACUGCCUGGCGCUGGAGGUGAAUCUGCGUGAGUGGACAGCCAGCUACGGACCAGCCCCCGACCCUCCCUUCUGUGAUGCCCUGGAUGGAGAGGUAGUGGUGGUGGUCAGGACGCGGGAUCUCUUUAACCUCUCCGCACCCCUCGCCCGGCCCAUGAGCACUAGCCUCUUCCUUCAGACCUCAGUCCGAGGCUGGUCUGUGCGCCUCCUAGACCUGCCCUUUGCCCCUGCCCGGCAGCCUCCCUUGGCCACAGCCCACGCCCGCUGGAAGGCCGAGAAGGAAGGCCGUGCCCGGCGCGACGCACUGCUGCGGACGCUGGGCGUGCGGCUGGUCAGCUGGGAGGGCGGGAGGCAGGAGUGGUUCGGCUGUGGCAAGGAGACGGCCAGGUGCUUCGACACGGUGGUAGGCGACACUCCUUCCUACCUCUACGAGGGCCGCUGGACGCCCCCCUGCUGCCUGCAGGCCCUCCGCGAGACCGCCCGGCACGUCAUCGGCGUCCUCGAGGCUGCCCGGGUGCGCUAUUGGCUGGAAGGGGGGAGCCUGCUGGGAGCGGCGCGGCACGGUGACAUCAUCCCUUGGGACUAUGACGUCGACCUGGGCAUCUACCUCGAGGACGUGGCCAACUGUGAACAGCUGCGGGGGGCUGAGGUGGGCUCGGUGGUGGACGAGCGAGGUUUCGUGUGGGAGAAAGCUGUGGAGGGAGACUUCUUCCGGGUUCAGUACAGCGAGACCAACCACCUCCACGUGGACCUGUGGCCCUUCUACCCCCGGAACGGCGUCAUGACCAAGGACACGUGGCUCGACCACCGCCAGGACGUGGAGUUCCCCGAGCACUUCCUCCACCCGCUGGUGCCGCUUCAGUUUGCCGGCUUUUUGGCCCAGGCCCCCAACAACUACCGCCGCUUCUUGGAGCUGAAGUUCGGGCCCGGCGCCAUCGAGAACCCAGAAUACCCCAAUCCAGCCCUCAGGAGCCUGACGGGCAGCGGGUGACGCGUUGGGGAGUUGGUGGCUGCUCGGUGCCAGACCAGCUCUCUGUCCUGCAUGGAGAAGAUCGAGGCUGUCCAGGAACGCCGGGGGUCAUGGGGAGGGGCACUCAGCAAGGGUAGCAAUAAAAGACCCCCUGCUACUGGGCCGGCCCAGAC
This is a messenger RNA of Vombatus ursinus (common wombat), 3642 nucleotides long. It is a transcript of the gene FKRP, whose product is annotated as fukutin related protein. Gene Ontology annotation, biological process: protein O-linked glycosylation via mannose. NCBI's taxonomy places the organism in Eukaryota, Metazoa, Chordata, Mammalia, Diprotodontia, Vombatidae. The transcript is spliced from 3 exons. The record is from RefSeq and is a predicted model, not a curated record. Gene Ontology annotation, cellular component: Golgi apparatus. Bases 1994 to 3490 code for a protein of 498 amino acids.